Strongylus vulgaris is the source of this 846-nucleotide messenger RNA. The record is from the annotation of a GenBank genome assembly. Lineage: Eukaryota; Metazoa; Nematoda; Chromadorea; Rhabditida; Strongylidae.
GAAGUAAAUCCUACAUGGAGCGACGAGAAACUCUUUCAAGAAGCACGAAGGAUUGUUAUCGCGCAAAUUCAGCACAUUACCUAUAACGAAUUCGUACCUAUCAUAGUUGGUAAGGAUAACCUACGGAGAUACUCGUUGGACUUGCAAACAAACGGAUACGACAGUCGGUACGAUAUGAACAUCGAUAGUUCAACGCUGAACGUGUUUGCAUCAGUCGUAGGACAAUUUUUUCUUGCUCUUUUUCCUGAUCAUAUCUCAUUAACUGAUAGUUUCGGGAAUCACAAGCGAGAUGAACCCUUAGGAAAGGUCUUCAAUGAGCCUUCCUUUAUCUAUCAAAGGAAUCGCUUUGAUGCCGUUUUGCGAUUCUUGACACAAACACCAAUUAUGAAGCCCGGAUUACACCUUACUCCGGAAUUGAGGAAUGCCUUUAAAAAAGGACAAUUUGGGCAUGGCAUUGACAUGGCCGCCUUUCUUAUCCAAAUGGGCAGAGAUCAUGGUAUUCCUAGCUACUUGCAGUGGAGGCGAUAUUGCAAUCUGGACAAUGCUCAGUCGUUUGCAUCCAUGUCCAACAACGUGAGUAAAAUACUGGGUUGCUGUUGCUCGUGCGGCUUUUUUGCACUUGGAAAAGCUCGUCUAAUCAGAGCUGGAUAUCAUACCCGCUACCUGCUUCAGUUCCUCCCAUCUAUCAAUGCAUCUUUGCUCGAACGGUUCUAUGAAUCGCCUGAAGAUGUGGACUUAAUUGUUGGAGGACUUGCUGAGACGCCAUCGCGUGGAGCCCUUCUUGGGCCCACUCUUUCUUGCCUAUUCGCUGAACAGAUGCAAAAGGUGGGAAGGAUUAGGAUUUAA